AUGGUAUUAUUGCUCGAUGAAGAUGAAAAUAAUGACCACGUGGCGAGUAAAAAAUGUUCUAUUUGGGUUCAUGACAUUUUGAAGAAAAGAAAAAUUGAUGAAGAAUAUGUGACUUUAUGUAAAAUGUUCCAGUUUAAUGUACUUUUUUUAAAAAUUGAAAAUAGUAUAACAAAACAAAAUACUCACUUUCGAGGAGCGAUACCUCCAAAAGAAAAAUUAGACGUUUGCCUAAGAUUCUUGGGAACUGGUGUCUCAUACCAAACAAUUGCAUUUAGCUUUAGACUGGGGCAUUCAACAGUGCAAUUAAUUGUACUCGAAAUAUGCAGUGCGAUUAUUUCAAAAUUGAAAGACGAAUAUCUUUCUAUUCCUGGAGAAGAAGAUUGGAAGCGAAUCACCAAAGAAUUUUGGGAAAUUUGGAACUUCCCAAAUUGCAUAGGCGCGUUGGAUGUAUUGCUUGCCCUUGUAGAUGCACAAUAUACAUUUUUAGCGGUCGAUAUAGGAGCAUUUGGUAAAAAUAGUGAUGGUGGAAUUCUCUCAAAUUCAAAUUUUGAAAAGCUUUAA
Metopolophium dirhodum (rose-grain aphid) is the source of this 561-nucleotide messenger RNA. RefSeq lists its product as uncharacterized. The transcript is spliced from 4 exons. The record is from RefSeq and is a predicted model, not a curated record. Lineage: Eukaryota; Metazoa; Arthropoda; Insecta; Hemiptera; Aphididae. Bases 1 to 561 code for a protein of 186 amino acids.